AUGCCUAGCGUCUCAUCCCAACUUCCCGACGAAAUCAUCAAAGAGAUUCUCACUCCUGCUCUUCACGUCCCUGACGCGUCCUUUGCGAGCAGCGCAUGGGUCUCGCCGUUCGCGGAAUACCAACUGACGUCGUCGACCGUUCUUGCUGUAUGCAAGAGUUGGCUGCGUGUGGCGACGCCACUACUCUACGAAACGGUGAUACUGAGAUCCAAGGCUCAAGCCCAGGCGUUAGCUGCCACCUUGAAGAAGAAUCCGCAGCUCGGCCUUUUCGUCAAAAAGAUACGCCUAGAAGGAGGCUACGGGAACUCUGUCUACGACAUACUGAAAAGGUGCUCCGACGUCGUGGACCUGUGGAUUACGACUUCUCUCCAUGCAACGGAGAGCGUUGGCGGUUAUGCGAGAGGUUUCCAACUAAUCAACCCGCGCCGACUCAUUCUCAAGGACGUGUCUUAUCCGCGGCUAGCAAUUAUCAGGCAGCUGCAUGGAAUUUUGCUGGAUGUGAUGAGAACUAAAUGGAAGAAGCUGGAUAUAUUUCAUUGGUCUGGCGGGCAUGGAUUCGAAGACUCGUUUUUGAAAGCCGUGGCAUCCUCGAAGGUCCCCACAGUAUGCUUUGAAGAAGACAUACUGAGGUAUUCGGCCUCCAUUCUGCCUCAACUUUCCAAAAUUCCGACUUUGGAAUCCAUCACCAUCCACACCAAACGAGAGAAACCUGAGUUCGACUCUCCGCCACCGGUUGACGACUUCCCAUUUUAUUUCUUUGAUGAACAUCGAGAACUAAACUCGGUCCUUAAAUCAGACAGGGAUCUUUACAACAAAGUCACUUUCGUUGAUCCCGAUCCAACCCCCCGACUAUCGGCAAGCCAAGGCGUCCGGACUUCCGCGAAGAAGGACGUUGCUUUUUCCGCCCCCCUCAAUCCGGACUUUCGUCCAUUGUCUCGUGCCUCUGAUGCAGAUAGGAAGCGCAUCUGGACAGAAAUCAUUCGUCACGCUGUUGACAUGGCCGAAACCUCUGGGAUUACUGGCUGGACAUUAGGAAUCAAACGUCAAUACGCCAAGUUGGAGGAAUUGCAUGGUUUGCAGAAAUUGAGAGCGCGGAUGACUCUUGCGUUGACACUCCAGUUUCUCUAUGCCGCUCCCAUUGUCAAAAGUGCGGAACAACUGGAGAUUCUGAUAAACUCUCGCCACAGAGGUCUCAUUCGUUUCCUGAAUCUCUAUGGAGGGAUGCUUCAGAGGAAUGGUGGAUCUGGAGGCCUCCUGAACGAGCUGUUGGUUCGAAGCUGUGCGGGUCUAGUAACGGUCUCCUCCUUGCAGUCUCCUUUUGUAGAUGCUGGGGACGACGUGGACGCGUUCUUUAGGACAUUCCAGUCUUAUGCACCGAGCCAUAGUCACCGAUCGACGCUGGCCCUCAACGCCUCCACUUUACGCUCCCUCGCCUCCAGGUCGUCCAAGACAUUGAAUCAUCUGCACGCUCAUGUUAACAUGUCCAACUACGACAAGGUCGCCGACAUCCUCCAAACCUACGCGGCUUUUGAAAACCUGGUCUCUCUUGAGAUCAACCAUGCAAGCGACUCCUCAUAUGGUCGCACAGCGGAGUCAACCCCCCCUGUGCCUUUGCUCCCACGUCUCGCCUUCCAGCGGCUGGAGUGUUUGGCAGUAGGGAAUCCGGACUCAAAUCUUCCAGCAACAUUCCUUCAAGCCUUGACACAAAUAGAACUUCCUUCACUUCGCCGUUUCGAUACUCUUGACAACAAAAUGUCUCCAAACAUCGUGUCCUUCCUCAACACACAUGGAAAGAAACUGACCGAGAUUUACAUUUCUCCUUUUACUACCCUUUUUAUCACUUGCCCUAACGUGAUUGUCUGGACCCUUCCCCGACCAGCAACGUCGCGUCAGAUCCCCGACUUCCAAUGUCUCCAAAGUUCCCCUCAUCAGUCACCAGCGCUGACCACAAUAAUGUUUUAUCACUCCGAACCCCGAGUUAUCGGGGCUAUUGCAGAAAUUGAUUUGUCACCUUUCAAAGAAUUGCGGAAGGUGCAAGCGGCGGGUCCCUUGGUUUGGCCCAAGACGCAGCGCGAGAUUGAGGGCAGUAGUUGGGUCAUCGCAGCAGAGGCUUUGACUGAGCGAUGGCCGAAUGUCAAGGUCUUCAACCAUUCCGGCACGCCAUGGACCCCGAGGUUGAAGGUGGUCAAAAGGAAGAAGUAG
Messenger RNA from Coprinopsis cinerea okayama7#130, 2202 nucleotides. RefSeq lists its product as hypothetical. NCBI's taxonomy places the organism in Eukaryota, Fungi, Basidiomycota, Agaricomycetes, Agaricales, Psathyrellaceae. The record is from RefSeq and is a predicted model, not a curated record. The transcript has 8 exons. The coding region runs from base 1 to 2202 and encodes 733 amino acids.